AUGAUGGUCAAACCAGAUAGUGCCACCGUCUGUACGUCUUCGGAAGAACACGAGGCACUCCUCUCUGCAAUUAAAUUUAAUGCACUAGCAUCAUUCCCGACUAAAAGUUUGUUUUCCUCCGGAGUACUAAUACCCAACACUGAACUGCUAGACAGAGAAAUAUACGACAGAGACUCCUACGAAGAAGGCAUGGACCGACGGACCUCCCAGGAAUCCGCAGCUAUAAUCAUUUUAAACUGCUCCCUACCCUUUGAAGAAUCCACGACGUUCCAGGAACCGAUAUGGCGCUUAAGAAGGCCGAAUUCCUUCUUCGUGGAGGAAGGGUACAGUGGAGGCGAGGAAGAGGAUGGGGCUGAUGAGGACAGCUACCCUCUGGAGGAUUCCUUGCACUCGCCGACGAUUCCAUCCUCCGAGGCCCACGACGGAUCGCAAUCAGUGCCUCUUCCUGUCUUUCUCGAAGAGCCGACGGACACCUACAUCAUCAAGAACAAGCCGGCCACCUUGCAGUGCAGGGCCUCACAUGCUCUUCAGGUAUACUUCAAAUGCAACGGUGGCCGAGUGUCCGAAAACAGUGUCCAGCAGGAGUUCGUCGAUCCGCAGACAGGAGUACGAAACGUGGAAGCCUCGGUCAACAUCACGCGAGACGACGUUGAAGAAUACUUCGGCAAAGACAAGUUCAAGUGUGAGUGUAUUGCGUGGUCUUCGAGAGGGAACAUCAGGAGCCAACCCGCUGUUCUCGACGUUGCAUACUGCUUCACUUAUCCUUUUGAGUACUUUCCUCCUUCCAAGGUACCUGUUAGGGAUCACGGCACACCCUUACAACCUGUUUGCUUAAUAUUUUCCGCAACUCCAGUUAUCAUGAAAGAGAUGAAGAAGGAUCUUAUUCACCCUCAUUGA
Nezara viridula (southern green stink bug) is the source of this 897-nucleotide messenger RNA. NCBI's taxonomy places the organism in Eukaryota, Metazoa, Arthropoda, Insecta, Hemiptera, Pentatomidae. The record is from the annotation of a GenBank genome assembly.